CUUGAAAACUUGCAACUUUAACCUACAGUAGCCAAGCUUGCUGAUCUGGUAUGACAACUAGCUUGUGGUAGCAUACAAAUAUUAACUUCAGGUGGAAAUUAAACGAUAUCAAACUGAGUUAGUUCACUGCCUGUGCAACUCUUUUAUACUUGUGCCACUCCUUCUCUACAUUUCAUUUUUUACUCUGUCUCUCUGGGUCAAGCUCGAGCCGCACAUCAGUUUGUGAGGCUCAAGUUGGGGGAUCUACCUGUUAGUAAUUUCUAAAGCUUUAAAAAGGUGAUGUCGAUCACUAUGGACUUUACAGAUUUGUGGGGCACUCUGGAUCCAAACGUCCACAACAAUCAGACGCACUACGUCGCGGAUCCAAAGACAUCACCAUGCAAGAUGACACUUCUUUCUCCAACAGCAGCCAUGACCAUGUGUAUCAUUCUUAUCGUCAUCUUUUUACUCGCAAUACCAGGGAACCUUCUGGUCGGGUGGGUGAUUGGCACCAGCAGGCAGUCGCUUACGCCAUCAGAUGUGUACUUGAUUCACCUGACGGUAGCAGACGGUUUGAUGGCGCUUACGCUUCCAUUCUGGGCUGUAGCGAUCGUCCAAGGUUGGCUCUUUGGAGACUUCAUGUGCAAGUUCUUGAAUCUUGUCAUUGAAGCGAACUUCUACACCAGCAUCCUCUUCUUGGCGUGUAUCAGCAUUGAUCGCUAUCUUGUGAUUGUGCGUGCUAGCGAGAGUUUGCAUAGUCGUCAGAGGAUGUGCAGCUGGAUCCUGUGUGCGGCGGUUUGGGCCCUUGGUUGGGCGCUCGCUCUACCUGCGCUCUUCAAUGACGCCUCCAAGCUACCCUCCGACCCACUGAGGAUGAUUUGCUCUGAGAACUUCGACAUAGGCAGCGCCUCAUCCUGGCGGCUAGCUACGCGUGGCUUCCGUCAUAUUUUUGGCUUCUUCCUCCCUUUUGGCAUCAUGGUCAUCUGCUACAGCGUCACAGUCACCAGGCUGUUGCGCGCACGAGCUUUCCAGAAGCACCGCGCCAUGAAAGUGAUCAUCGCCGUGGUGAUUGCAUUCCUGCUGUGCUGGACGCCGUACCACAUCACCAUGAUGGUGGACACGCUCAUGAGGGCCAAGGUGAUAUCCUACAACUGUGCCCUGAGGAGGUCAGUGAACCUAGCUGUGGUUAUAACCAACAGUAUAGCUCUGCUGCACAGCUGCAUCAACCCGGUGCUCUACGCCUUCGUGGGAGAGAAGUUCAGGAAGAGGAUGGCUAACCUUCUUCGGAGGAAAGUCAGACAGGAGAGGAUCUUUCGGUCAAAAUUCAGCAGGUCGACUUCUCAGACGUCUUCAGAAGGCACAGGAGCUGUCCUCUAAACCUCACCACCCUUGUCAUGGGUCAUGUUUUCUAAAUGUUUCAAAUUAAUUGAUAUGUAAAAAAUGACCUGAGGUCCAUGUUUAGGGUUGAUGAGGGCCCCCGGGCCGCCAGUUGCCCACCCCUGAUCUACAUUGUCUAUACCAGUGGUUCUCAACUCGUCUAGCCUCAGGACCCACCACCAACUCCUCAGUGAAAAAUCACAACCCCUAAAUUUCGGAUAUUUUCCGACCAAUCCGAUUCAUUUCAUUGAAAGAUUGUGGAGUUUGGAUCUCAGUCAGUACAAAACAUGUGACAGAAGCAAGAAACUGAACAAAACAAUCAUGUUUCAAAAGCGCAUCACAGACAUUUUUACACAAGCUUUUUUCCAGGCUUACAUUCUCGACCCACUGAUAAUGGCUCCGCGACCCACCUCUGGGUCCCGACCCACCAGUUGAGAACCACUUCUCUAUACCAUAUUUUAUCCCGAUGAAAUGGAACUACAAGAGAAUCUAACUGCACUGGAACAUGAAAUAAACAAUUAGAAGAUAGAAGGGCGGGGCAUAACGUUGGGAAGAAUUUGAUUGGAUUUUAAUUGGUUGAAUAAUGUGUAAAUGAUGAGUCAUCAGACAUUUGAAACGUUUUACAGUUAUUUGAUUUAUAAAUACUCAGAUGAUGCUUUUUUAAAAUCUAUUUGGCAGAUAAGUGAACAUUCAACACAGGAACGCCACAUUGAAACCAGGGACAUUUAUUUUUCAUUUCAUGGGGACUUUCAUGGAUGCACUUCCCAAUCACAACAAUUUAAAAUUCUUAAUCCAAACAAAGGUUAAUGAUGCAUUUUCCUUCUUUUCUUUCUGACUACAACUUUUGAAGCAUCAUAUAACUGAAUGUAAAUUAAAUGAUUGAUCACAGUGCAAGUCCUUUUUGUGUCUAUUUACUGUCUGUCAUUCUGGUUUAUGUGGCACACUGCUGCCAUCUGCUGAAUGUUUCUUAGUCAGCAUCUACUCUUUACUCUACCUUUGUUUAUUUAGCCUGUGAGUUAAGCCUUUUUGUUAUCAUAUCUGUCUAUUUAUAUAUGCUGUGUUUCUUUG
Labrus bergylta (ballan wrasse) is the source of this 2424-nucleotide messenger RNA. NCBI's taxonomy places the organism in Eukaryota, Metazoa, Chordata, Actinopteri, Labriformes, Labridae. The record is from RefSeq and is a predicted model, not a curated record.